Molecule: messenger RNA, 1584 nt
Organism: Archocentrus centrarchus (flier cichlid)
Lineage: Eukaryota; Metazoa; Chordata; Actinopteri; Cichliformes; Cichlidae
Product: E3 ubiquitin-protein ligase arkadia-A
Exons: 11
Coding region: 209-1456 (415 amino acids)
Molecular function (GO): ubiquitin protein ligase activity
Source: RefSeq, a predicted model, not a curated record
UGCUCGGAGGACUCUCGGAGACGUUUCGCGGUGACGCCGGAAAUGCAUGCUCUUACUGUGAAGUGCACUUCCUGUUUUGGUGUCAGCGGUGGACCGUCCGUUAGCGACACAGAAAAGGAGCGAAACUUUGAGAUACAUGAUAUGAGUCUGAAUCUCAGGUGAUUCGGGGACCAGGUGUUUGCCGGAGCUCGAGGAGCAAGAGGAGACCAUGGAGGAGAAGUUAGCAGACAGCCCCUGUUCGUCGGAGCCGGACAGCCCCGGAGGUCUGAACCGAGGAUGCCUGCUGGACCCGGAAGACGUCCUGUACCAUGAGCUUCCCGUCAUCGUCCCAGAAACCCCCAGCCCACAGCUCACCAAGCGGAGAAGGCGUCGGUGCGUCGUAGAGGAGCGUUUCAGCCCCGUGCCGGUGAAGAGCUCUCCAGAACCAGAACGUCCCACCGCCAGCGAGCGAUGUUUUUCACAUAAAUCUAAACGCCGGCGAUUGGCCAAGCAGAGCGGCGGAUUCGUUCCUGCCUCCUCUCUGAGGAUGUGUCCUCUGGGCAGUUGGCUGGAGGCCCCACAGUCCAUUGCAUCCUGUUCAUCCUCCUCAUCAUCCUCCUCUUCUUCCUCAUCAUCUUCAUCAUCUUCUUCCUACCUCAGACCAGUAUCCGUCCUCCAGCCGAGACCAAAUGAGACGAAUACUUCAGCGUCACCGUCAGCAUCACUGCCACCGGCAGUGCCGUUGAGCUCCGACUCUCUGUCCUUCCUCACCGAAGAGGAGAGAAGGUGGCUGAACGGUGACGAAGGAGGCGCCUCAGCAGCUGCGGCGGAGCAGAUCGUCAUCAGCGACGAUGAGGAGGCCGCUGUUCGUUCACUGCAGAUGGAGGAAGACGAGGCGCUGGCCCGAAGCCUCCAGGCUCAGUUUGACCGCGAGGAGUCUGAGUUGCACAGCAGACACCAACAUCAUCAUCAUCACCACCACCAUCAUCUUCAUCAGGAGAGCCACCACCCAUUUUAUCCCUACAUGGAGCCCCGCUGGAUGUCUCAGGUGCUCGCUGCCGUCUCUCCUCUGGUGGGGCUUGAAGAAGACCUGAUUGGUCAACGCAGAAGACGUGGGCGGAGCAGGAGGAGGAACGCCAUACAUGAUUUUUCAGACGACCUUCAGGGAAACGACUACGAGGCUCUCCUGGCGUUCGAGGAGCGUCAGGGUGCCGUGGUGUCCAAGAAGCUGAGUCGGGGGGAGAUCCAGAGGUUUCCCACCAAAGUGUUCCAGGGAUCCACUGGCAGCAGUGGGGGGAGCAUGCAGUGUCAGAUCUGUUGCUGUGACUAUGCCGAAGGCGAGAAGCUGAGGAUGCUGCCCUGUUUCCAUGACUACCACGUCCAGUGUAUCGAUCGAUGGCUGAAGGAUAACACCACCUGUCCCAUCUGCAGAGCCAACUUGGCCGACGGAGAUGCCGUGGCCCCCCCCGACCUCUGACCUCAUUUCUACUGUUUUCUGUCGGAGCAGACGGAUUUAUGUCUCCCUGAAGGACGACUCAGACUUUUUUUUUAACACUUUUAUUUAAAGGUUUGGGUGCUCAUGUGACUGCAGGAAUAAAACAAUAA